UUAGUUUGGUGUUACACUUCUGAUGGCGCUUGAAGUACAUGCUUGCGUUUAGUGCGGUGACUAAGUUAUCUACCGAGAGAAUAUCGUGUGGUAAUAAUCAAGCUAGAGCUGCUGGCAUACUUUUCAUUAUUCCAAUUGAUUUUAAUAUAACCUGCGACAUAAUCGCGUCGUUUCCUCUCUCCAAGUCUUCACCGUAUGUGUGAAACACGCCUGUCCAAUUCGCGUCACAUCGUCGGAGCUGAUCGCGCAUUUAAAGGAAGCUCUCGAUGUGAAUGGUGCUUAAAGUUUGUCGGAUGUUAAAAGGUUCCUCGCUCGUUGUGACGACUUGUUAACCGUGUCGGCGUAAUCAUGGCGGCGACCUCGUUACGGAUAGACGAACUCGUGCAAUCUGUCAGUCUACACAAUCCGAGGAAAUGGAUGUUCAACGGUUACAUCCUGCCUUUCGUGAUACUGCAGGUCCUUUGGAUUUAUUGUUGGAUCUUCGUUUAUGGCGUUGACGAGUACUAUGAGGCGGGCCUGAUAGGCAUUGCGGCAAUCGGCAUGCUGCAGAUUUUUCUGUGCCUGUGCUGUCAAUGGUCGGUGCACGUGCACACAUUUUUGAAUUGCAGCUCGGAGAAAAAUCCGUACAAAGCUAGGAUAGUUAAAGUAAUUCCCACUCCAAACAAUGGGAGCUCGGAGCUGAUUUCAUUACAUCAUACGAAGGAACAGGAGCCUUGGUUUAUUUUUCAAAAAACAAAAUAUAAUUGGGACCCAGAGGAACAAUCAUUCAGAGGUUUGCAGUUCCCGAUUAAUCAUUCCGUGAAACAUUAUUGUGAAUGGAAAGGGUAUCUUGAUCAAAAAGAAAUUGAGGCAGCGGAAGAAAAAUAUGGGAAAAACAAAUUGGACAUGGUUGUGCCCGAAUUUUGGGAACUCUUCAAGGAACGCGCUAUUGCUCCGUUCUUCGUUUUUCAAGUGUUCUGUGUGGCACUCUGGUGCUUAGAUAAAUAUUGGUACUAUAGUAUUUUCACACUGAUUAUGCUUAUUAUGUUUGAAUGUACGUUAGUUCAACAACAAUUGAAAAAUAUGGCCGAGAUUCGUAAAAUGGGAAAUAAACCGUACAUGAUAAUGGUAUAUAGAAACAGGCGAUGGCGUUUGUUAUUUACAGACCAACUAGUUCCUGGAGAUAUUGUGUCCAUUACAAGGUCUCAACAUGAUAAUUUAGUGCCAUGCGAUAUGUUGCUUUUGCGAGGUCCAUGCGUAGUUGACGAAAGCAUGUUAACAGGUGAAUCUGUUCCUCAAAUGAAAGAACCCAUAGAAGAUAUUGAUGGACAUAGAAUUAUAGAUAUUGAAAAUGAUAAGCUUCAUAUUCUUUUUGGUGGUACGAAAGUUGUACAGCAUACAUCCCCUACCAAAAAUACUCCCGGUCUUCGAGCGACCGAUAAUGGAUGCGUUGCCUACGUAUUACGUACCGGCUUUUCUACGUCACAAGGCAAACUUUUAAGAACAAUACUGUUCGGCGUUAAACGCGUUACAGCUAACAACUUAGAAACUUUCGGUUUCAUUCUAUUUUUGCUUAUUUUUGCGAUUGCUGCAGCCGUGUAUGUCUGGAUCAAAGGCAGCCAAGAUCCUACAAGAAACAAGUACAAACUAUUCUUGGAAUGCACGUUGAUUUUGACAUCAGUUAUACCACCAGAAUUACCUAUAGAAUUAUCACUGGCUGUAAAUACGUCUCUGGUAGCUCUAUCCAAAUUCGGUGUAUUCUGUACGGAACCAUUUAGAAUUCCGUUUGCCGGUAAAGUCGAUAUUUGUUGUUUUGACAAAACCGGUACGCUUACUAGCGAUAAUCUAGUAGUUGAAGGUAUCGCGGGCAUAAAUGGUAAGUCGAGCGUGAUACAAUUGUCCGAUGCACCUUUGGAGAGCAUUCAAGUGCUCGCGACGUGUCAUUCCCUCGUUCAAUUAGAUGAUGGUAUCGUCGGGGAUCCGUUAGAAAAAGCCACCCUCAAAGCCAUCAAUUGGAGUCUUACGAAAAGUGAUUCUGUAAUUCCUAAAAAGGGUAAAUCUCCAGCAUUGAAGAUUGUGCAGAGAUACCAUUUUUCAUCGGCUUUGAAAAGAAUGUGCGUUGUGGCUGGGUACAGUCUUUCUGGAGCUUCAGAAAUACAUUACAUGGCUAUGGUGAAAGGUGCGCCAGAAACUUUGAAGAAUAUGUUAUCUUCUGUACCGGAAAAUUAUGAUUCAACCUAUUUAUCUCUGUCACGACGGGGUGCAAGAGUGCUAGCUUUGGGAUAUCGAAAACUUACCGGUAGUUUAUCUUCUCAAGAUUUAAGAGAAUUAUCUCGUGAAAAGUUAGAAAGCAAUCUUAUUUUUGCGGGAUUUGUUAUCAUUAGCUGCCCACUCAAACCCGAUUCGAAAUCUGUUAUUAAAGAGAUCGUAAAUUCAUCGCAUUCGGUGGUAAUGAUAACCGGUGACAAUCCCUUAACGGCCUGCCACGUGAGUCGCGAGUUACAUUUUACGAAGAAACCUAAUACACUUAUAUUGACUAAAAAUAAUGAUGAAUGGUUGUGGGAAAACAUUGAUAAAACGAUACAGCUUCCUUUAGGCAUGGAAAAUGUCGAAUCACGUAAAGAGAUCUGGAAGAAUUACGCACUUUGCGUAACGGGUGAGGGUUUAUCGUACCUGAAAGAAGAACAACGAGAACUCCUACAAACUCUUUUGCCACAUGUAGUGAUCUUUGCGCGAUGCGCGCCGAAGCAGAAAGAAUUUAUUAUCGUAUCGUUACAAACUCUCGGAUAUACAACGUUGAUGUGCGGUGACGGAACAAACGAUGUCGGUGCUUUGAAACACGCUCAAGUGGGCGUCGCCAUUCUGUCCAGUCCGUCCGAAAGAGUGCAUUCUGACAAGCGAGAAGAUUCAAAGAACGAGAAUCCCGUACGAGAAUCCUAUCCUUUCGUAAACAACGGACCAAGGAACAAUCCAAGAAUCGCACCGGUUAACAAUCGCGCGAGAUUGCAGAAAAUCCUGAAGGAAAUUGAUAACGAGGCACAAGAGCAACCUGCGAUCGUGAAACUGGGCGACGCUUCUAUCGCGGCUCCUUUCACCAGCAAAAUGUCGUCCAUUCAAUGCAUAUGCCACGUGAUUAAGCAGGGACGUUGCACUCUGGUCACAACCCUGCAGAUGUUCAAAAUACUGGCGCUAAACGCACUGAUACUCGCCUACAGUCAAUCAGUGCUAUAUCUGGAUGGGGUUAAAUUCAGCGACGCACAAGCGACUUUGCAGGGUAUCCUUCUAGCGGCCUGUUUCCUCUUCAUCUCACGAUCAAAGCCGCUGAAAACUCUGUCGCAGCAGAGACCAUUACCAAAUAUCUUUAAUUUGUAUACUAUUGUGACAGUAUUACUGCAAUUUGCCGUACACUUUGUCUGCCUCGUCUAUUUGGUGAGAGAAGCUGGCAUCUUAUCUCCAAGGGACAAUAAGUUGGCAGCCAUCUUAACCAAUUCCAGUGAAGUAGAUUCAUUGGGAGAAGAUGACAGAGAGGAAGAACUUUUUGAGGCAAACUUAGUUAAUAGUACCGUGUAUAUAAUCGCAAUGUCUUUUCAGGUUUCUACUUUUGCUAUAAAUUAUCGAGGCCAACCAUUCAUGGAAAGUUUGAGACAAAAUAGAUCCCUUUUGGUCAGUCUUGUAACCAAUUCUGCCGUAAUAUUAUUGCUGGCUUGUGGAUUUUUACCAGAACUGGCAGCACAAUUUGAAAUUGUAGAUUUUCCAAGCCAAGUAAGUUUCCACAAAAAUGCAGAUAUAUAUAUAUAA
Molecule: messenger RNA, 3777 nt
Organism: Pogonomyrmex barbatus (red harvester ant)
Lineage: Eukaryota; Metazoa; Arthropoda; Insecta; Hymenoptera; Formicidae
Product: endoplasmic reticulum transmembrane helix translocase
Biological process (GO): transmembrane transport; intracellular calcium ion homeostasis
Cellular component (GO): endoplasmic reticulum membrane
Molecular function (GO): ATP hydrolysis activity; P-type ion transporter activity; ATP binding
Source: RefSeq, a predicted model, not a curated record